Messenger RNA from Rattus rattus (black rat), 4605 nucleotides. It is a transcript of the gene Fam193a, whose product is annotated as family with sequence similarity 193 member A. The record is from RefSeq and is a predicted model, not a curated record. NCBI's taxonomy places the organism in Eukaryota, Metazoa, Chordata, Mammalia, Rodentia, Muridae.
GCGGCCCACGGGCCUCUGGGCGCGGGCGCGGGCGGUGCCGCCGGCGGCUACUUCGAGACUCCUUUUAGUUUUGGCAUGAAUCAUAGGACACCACCCUACCCCGCUGGGGAUUAUUGUCUUCUAUGCAGAAGUGAACGGAAAGACUCUUCAUUCUUAGAGAGUGGAGUUAAGACUGCGAGCAAAUUGGCCCUUUCCAUGGCUCCCAAGGGCAACAGCGUGCUGCACCUGCCGCUGUGGGUAUGCCCAGACUGCCGGAGGACUGUGGAGAAGGAAGAGAGGCACAGCGGUCUUGACCAGCCGGGCCAAGAUUUUCUCCUUCACUCAUCACUUGGGGGUUCCCAGCCAGAGACCAGUGGUGCUGGGAGACUGGCCCUAGGCACACAGACCAUGACUUCAUCAGGGCUAGGCACCACACCCUCAGAUGCCUGUUCAUGUGAGGCCUGCAGUGAACGCAGAGACAUCUCAGCAGAGACAGACCGGGAACCACAGCAACUGCAAAACUAUUGGUCAGAAGUACGCUACAUGGUCCGAUGCAUAUACCGCCAGGCAGGGACCCCGCUGGCAGAAGACCAGGACCAGUCUCUGGUUCCCGACAAAGAGGGAGUAAAGGAGCUCGUGGAUAGGCUCUGUGAGCGGGAUCCCUAUCAGCUCUACCAGAGGUUGGAGCAACAAGCCCGGGAAUAUGUGCUAGAAAUGAAGGUUCGUCUGCUCCGGCAGCUGUCUGCUGCAGCAAAGGCCAAGGCACCAUCCGGCUUGCAAGGCCCACCACAAGCACACCACUUUGUCUCCCUACUCCUGGAAGAGUAUGGUGCCCUCUGUCAGGCUGCACGAUCCAUCAGUACCUUUCUUGGCACUCUGGAAAAUGAACAUUUGAAAAAGUUCCAGGUGACAUGGGAACUGCAUAACAAACAUCUGUUUGAAAAUCUGGUCUUUUCAGAGCCACUACUCCAGAGCAACUUGCCAGCACUGGUGUCUCAGAUCAGGCUAGGAACCACUACACAUGACACCUGCAAUGAAGACAUGUACAGCACCUUGCUGCAGAGGUACCAGCGCUCUGAGGAAGAGUUGCGUAAAGUUGCUGAGGAGUGGCUGGAAUGUCAGAAGAGGAUCGAUGCCUAUGUGGAUGAGCAGAUGACAAUGAAAACCAAACAGCGCAUGUUGACAGAAGACUGGGAGAUUUUUAAGCAAAGGAGAUUAAUUGAAGAGCAGUUAACUAAUAAGAAAGUGGUUACUGGCGAGAACAACUUCACAGAUACCAGGAGGCACAUGUUGUCAUCUCGGUUGAGCAUGCCGGACUGCCCCAACUGCAACUACAGGCGAAGAUGUGCUUGUGAUGACUGCAGCCUCUCACACAUCCUCACUUGUGGUAUCAUGGACACCCCCGUCACUGAUGACAUCCACAUUCACCAGCUACCACUCCAAGUGGAUUCUGCUCCCGACUAUCUGUCUGAGAUGCGCCCACCUAGUGUGUCAUCAGCAAGCUCAGGGUCAGGUUCCAGCUCUCCCAUCACAAUUCAGCAACAUCCCAGACUCAUCCUCACAGACAAUGGCUCUGCACCAACUUUUUGUAGUGAUGAUGAAGAUGUCGCACCAUUGUCAGCUAAGUUUGCUGACAUUUAUCCGUUGACCAACUAUGAUGAUACCAAUGUGGUGGCCAACAUGAAUGGAAUCCACAGCGAACUGAAUGGUGGUGGGGAAAACAUGGCCCUGAAAGAUGAGUCCCCUCAGGUAAGCAGCACCAGCCGUAGUUCUUCAGAAGCUGAUGAUGAAGAUGCUGAUGCUGAGAGUAGUGGUGAGCCCCCAGGAGCUCCCAAACAAGAGGAGGCCAUAGGGAAUGGUAACCCCAGGACAGAGGAGAGUAAAGUGAACACUCCACCUCCAUCCUACCCAGCUCAGCAGGCAGAACAAACACCAAACACUUGUGAAUGCCACGUUUGUAAACAAGAAGCUUCUGGGCUACCAGCAUCAGCAAUGACUGCUGGAGCCCUGCCUCCUGGCCAUCAGUUCCUGAGCCCAGAAAAACCAACACAUCCUGCGCUUCACCUGUACCCCCACAUCCACGGACAUGUGCCCUUGCAUACUGUUCCACACUUGCCACGACCGCUCAUCCAUCCCACCUUGUAUCCAGCACCCCCCUUCACACACAGUAAGGCUUUACCGCCAGCACCUGUUCAGAGUCACACAAAUAAGCCUCAGGCAUUCAAUGCAUCUCUUCAAGACCAUAUUUACCCGAGCUGUUUUGGGAACACUCCAGACUGGAAUAGUUCUAAAUUUAUAAGUCUUUGGGAAUCAGAAAUGAUGAAUGAUAAGAACUGGAACCCUGGCACUUUCUUGCCAGAUACAAUUUCUGGAAGUGAUAUAUUAGGGCCAGUGCUCUCAGAAACAAGACCUGAAGCCCUUCCACCUCCACCCAGCAAUGAGGCUCCUGCAGUUUCAGAUAUCAAAGAAAAGAAAAAUGCUGCAAAAAAGAAGUGUUUGUAUAAUUUCCAAGAUGCUUUUAUGGAAGCAAAUGAAGUUGCCAUGGCAAACACAGUUGCCAUGGCUACCUCCUCAGCCACAUCCUCUGUGUCAUGCACAGCCACCACGGUGCAGUCUAGCAGCAGUCAGUUCAAGGUGUCAUCCAGAAGGCCGCCUUCCAUAGGUGAUGUUUUUCAUGGCCUCAACAAGGAAGAUCACAGACAUUCAGCACCUGCUGCUCCAAGGAACAGCCCCACAGGCCUAGCCCCACUCCCAGCCUUGUCUCCUUCUGCGCUCUCUCCAGCCUCCACACCUCACCUUCCAAACCUUGCUGCCCCAUCAUUCCCCAAAACUGCAACCACAGCCCCUGGGUUCGUGGAUACACGCAAGAGCUUCUGUCCUACCCCUGUGGCACCCCCACCCUCCACAACAGAUGGCUCCAUAAGUGCCCCUCCCAGUGUCUGCAGUGACCCUGACUGUGAAGGGCACCGCUGCGAGAAUGGUGUCUAUGACCCGCAGCAGGAUGAUGGGGAUGAGAGUGCAGAUGAGGACAGCUGCUCUGAGCACAGCUCUAGCACCUCAACUUCCACCAACCAGAAGGAGGGCAAGUACUGUGACUGCUGCUACUGUGAGUUCUUUGGACAUGGCGGGCCUCCAGCUGCACCAACAAGUAGAAAUUAUGCAGAAAUGAGGGAAAAGCUUCGUUUACGGCUGACUAAGAGGAAGGAAGAACAACCCAAGAAAAUGGAGCAGAUCUCAGAACGGGAGGGUGUUGUUGACCAUCGGAGAGUGGAGGAUUUGUUACAGUUUAUAAACAGCUCAGAGGCCAAGCCAGUUAGUAGUAGUCGGGCAGCCAAACGAGCGAGACACAAGCAGAGGAAGCUGGAAGAGAAGGCACGCCUAGAAGCUGAGGCCAGGGCACGGGAGCAUCUGCAUCAUCAGGAGGAGCAAAAGCAGCGGGAGGAGGAGGAGGAAGAAGAGGAGGAGGAUGAGGAACAGCGUUUCAAGGAGGAAUUUCAGCGGCUUCAGGAGCUUCAGAAGUUAAGAGCUGCAAAAAAGAAGAAAAAGGAUCGACCAAGUAAAGACUGUUCCAAGUUGGACAUGCUUGCUAGAAAUUUCCAGGCAGCAACAGAGCCUAUCUCUAACUCUGAAAACAUCCACAAUGGCUCAUUAGAACAAACCGAAGAACCAGAAACCUCAUCUCACUCCCCUUCCAGACACAUGAACCACUCAGAGCCCAGGCCAGGCCCUGGAGCCAAUGGGGAUGCUACAGACCCUGUGGACCCCAGAGACUCCAAGCUUCUGCUACCCAAGGAAGUCAAUGAGCAGCACGAGCCUCUUGCAUUUCUCUUGGACAUGAUGCAUCAUCACAAAGAGGGAAAUGGCAAGCAAAAGUUAAAGCAAACCAGCAAGACCAGCAGUGAGCCAGCCAGGAAGCCCACAGAACCUCCUAAAACCACAGAGGUACAGCUCAAACCCCGGGCCCAGCCAGAGUUGAAGCCUAAAGUAGUUGACCUUGCUCUCCUCACAGAGCAGAAGAGGGAGGAGAGGAAAACCAACAGCAACAACAACAACAAAAAGCAGCUGAGCCACAUCAAAGAGGAGAAGCUGAGCGCUGUCACUCCUGAGCCACCCUCCCCCAGCCAGCACCUGCAGAAUGGCAGGCUGAUUCUGGCCAGUUCUCCUCAGCCCAAGGGCAAGAAUAAGAAAAAUAAAAAGAAGAAAGGAGACAGAACCAGCAGUUCAAUUGAUGAUGUUUUUCUGCCUAAAGACAUCGACCUGGACAGUGUGGAUAUGGAUGAGACCGAGCGGGAGGUGGAGUAUUUCAAAAGGUAACAUAAGGCCUGCUUGUCAGGACUUCCUGUCUGCCAAGCUUAUCUGGUUUGCCUAUUCUUGUGAUCCUCCUGUGACAUUUCUGUCACCCUAUAUGAUCCACCCUGACCCACGUCAUGCCCCCCAUAUCCCUGCCCUCGUGUACACAGUUCAUCUUCACUCACUUCUUUCAGUGUCCAUGUGCUCAAAGAGCAGUUGAAAGUGGUGAUUCUCCUGGUGGGCCUGAAUCAACAGCCUCUUAAGAUCUGCUUCUUCUGUUUCUAGCCACCUGUGUUCUUGGUAGCCUAACAGAUGACUUUCGUGCACAUGGGGGAU